GAGGAGACGCAGGAGGAGGAACGUUGGGGAAGACAUGGCAACACGAGCCUUAUAAAGACAGAGUCACACCCUCCUGAUGGCCUGAGUUCAGCUCUCCUCACAGACCACACUGCUACUGGUAGCAGCAGCAGCAGCAGCAGCAGCAGCAGCAGCAGCAGCAGCAGCAGUGGCGGUGGCGGCGGUGGCAGCCUGAUAACAAUGCUCAGCCUCAUCCGAUUACCACGAGUCUUCACCAUCAAUCAAGUACCCAAAGUUUUCCAUGAAGAAAGCAUCAUCUACGGGUACCGUCAUCCUCGCAGCUCAGCCACAGACUGUGUCCUCAGCCUGUUCCAGCUCACCAAUGAGACACUCAACAUCUGGACCCACUUUCUGCCCACCUGGUACUUCCUGUGGAAACUGGUGACAGUGAUCUUGAUGCAGACGGUGUGGCUGGAUUCUUUCACGUGGCCUCUGGUGGUCUUCCUGUUCUCCUGCUGCGUUUAUCCACUCGCAUCCAGCUGCGCGCACACCUUCAGUACCAUGUCUGUGAGGGCACGCCACAUCUGCUUCUUCUUUGACUAUGCAGCACUCAGUUUCUACAGCCUGGGAUCAGCGAUCAUCUAUUCAGCCUAUGUGUUUCCAGACAGAUGGGUGAACAGUUUCUUCCACCGCUGCUACAUGCCCAUCGCUGUGGUCAACACUGUCGUCUGCACUAGUAUCGCCUGCUACUCCAGGCUUGGUUUACCAUUUCUUCAAUAUAAUCAUGACACCAUUAAGAGGUAAAAACAACACCGAAUUAAUUCUGCUUUCCUUACGGGUCUCAGAGUUUUUGCCUUCGCCUACCCUUACCUGUUUGACAACAUUCCUCUGUUCUACAGGGUGUUUCUAUGUGAAGGAGACGGCUGCACAGCCAACGACACCAACCUCCUCCACUACUAUCACAUCACCUUGGCUUUUCUCACAGGCUUCCUGUUUGCCACACACUUACCUGAGCGGCUGGCACCUGGAAGCUUCGACUACAUAGGCCACAGCCACCAACUCUUCCACGUGUGCGGCGUCCUCGGCACACACUUCCAGAUGAAGGCGGCGGAACGGGACAUGGCCUUGCGCCGGCCCUGGCUCCUCCAAAACUCAAUUCCAAUCACGCUUUCAAACUCGGCGGGUGUAGCACUGCUGAGUGUGGUUGUGAAUUUGAUUAUUGUCAUCUCCUACAGUCUCCCGCUCCUCUGUGAUUCAAAGAAGAAGUUUGGUAAGAGUUAGAAGAAAUCCUCAACGUUGUUCUGUCUUUGAUGACAGAACCACAAGUUAGAACUCAGGGUUCUCAUCUGCACAAGAUGACAACAACAAAAAGUUUCAAGAAUCAACACAGAGAGUAAGCAGAAUAGACCUGCAGUCUUUGCACAAACAGCAGUUAUGUACACAUUUUACAACAACAUCCAUCCAAGCUGCACUGAGUAAAAGUCACGUGACUCUAUAGAUCCAAAGCUUUGAUAAUAGAAUGAAAAAUAUUUUGAGCUGGCUGCAAAAAAAUGCAACUCCAACAGAGUUGUCAUAUUUAUAAUUAUUGUGAUUUGUAAGAUAAUUGACAUAAAGUAUUUUUGCAUUGUGGUUCUGUAAAAAUAAAAUAUUGUUUGUAUUAUGCCAUAAUAAUAUACAUUUGAAUGCAAAUAACUUUAAGUAAAAUGUGUGUUUUAUAUUUUCAAUAAACCUAAAAUCAAAAAAUGUGUGAUAUUAUUCUAACGGGGAUUUAUUUUGUGUAAAAAAAAAUUGUCAUUUUUUUUCCUAGAUGUGAAAUUAUUUUAUUAAAUUUAUACCUUUUUAUUGUUUAAAA
This is a messenger RNA of Cynoglossus semilaevis (tongue sole), 1810 nucleotides long. Its product is annotated as membrane progestin receptor gamma-B-like. Gene Ontology annotation, molecular function: signaling receptor activity. Gene Ontology annotation, cellular component: membrane. The transcript is spliced from 8 exons. Lineage: Eukaryota; Metazoa; Chordata; Actinopteri; Pleuronectiformes; Cynoglossidae. The record is from RefSeq and is a predicted model, not a curated record.